AUGGCUAAAGCUUUCUCUUUAAUUUCUUUAGUUUUCUUCUCUUUGUUGCCUCUUUCUCAAUCUUUAACUCUCUCCACAAGAGGAAGAUGGAUUGUGGACUCUCAAACUGGCCAACGUGUGAAGCUGAGUUGUGUCAAUUUGGUGUCUCAUGGACAGUCCAUGUUGACACAAGGCCUUGACAAACGACCAUUGAAUGACUUGGCCAAUGAUAUCAUCAGCCGCGAUUUUAACUGUGUGCGGUUGACAUGGUCGAUACACAUGUUUACUCGUUAUUCCCAAAUGACCAUUGUUGAUGUCUUAGAUAAUCUUGACAUCAAAAAUGUCAAAAGCGGAGUCCAGACACACAACCUUGAGAUGUUGAACAUGACCGUUGCUCAUGCAUUCAAAACUGUCAUUGAUGGCUUGGGCAAUGCCGGCCUCAUGAUUGUUUUGGACAACCACAUUAGCCAGCCGAGAUGGUGCUGUUCUCUUGACGAUGGCAAUGGCUUCUUUGGAGACCGCCAUUUUCACACUGUCGAAUGGCUUCGAGGCUUGACUUAUGUUGCUAGACAUUAUAGUUGGCAUCCUCAAGUGAUAGGAAUGAGCCUAAGAAAUGAACUCCGAGGGCCAUUUACAAACAUGGAUAAGUGGUACAAAUACGUAAGGAAAGGAAGCCACUUGAUCCAUAGAGAAAACCCUAAUCUCCUAGUAAUGAUUUCGGGUAUAAACUACGAUAACGAUCUAAGCUUCCUAAAGAAAAAGCCACUAGGGUACAACUUAAACAACAAAGUAGUGUUGGAAGCACAUCUAUACUCCUUCAGUGAGGAACCCGAAAGCAAGUUUUUGGAGAAGCCAUUAAACGUAGCGUGCGACCAUGUGAUGGAGAGAUUCGAGAGAGAAGCUGGAUUUGUGGUGGACAUGGAGAAUCCAUAUCCAUUGUGGCUUAGUGAAUUUGGGUACAAUCAAGGAGGUGCCAACGAGGCUCAGAAUAGGUUCAUGAGUUGCUUUUUGGCUCGUAUCAUUGGUAAGGAUCUUGAUUGGGCUUUAUGGGCUUUCCAAGGAACCUAUAUGUAUAGGCAAGGCCAAGAAAAUGCUGAGGAAACUUUUGGUGUCAUGGAUAGCUCUUGGACUAAAGAUCGAAACCCUCAACUCAAACAGAUGCUUCAACUUGCCAAACGAAUCAACCUAGAUCCAAAUUCGAAUGAACCAAUGUUGUACAUAAUGUUACAUCCAGUAUCAGGGCAAUGUGUCAGAUCAGAUAACGAAGGAGGGAUUGUACUUGGUGAUUGCUUGACGCCGACACGAUGGAGUCACAGUGGAGAUGGAAGUCUCCUUCAGUUGUCUGAAGGAUUGUGUUUGAAGUCGGUCGGAGAUGGGAAACCGCCAGUAGUCUCUGCUGAUUGCUCCGGUGACGGAAGCAUAUGGACGGUGGCUUCAAAGGCUAAGCUUCAAUUGGCCACCAAAAGUGGUGGAGAAAACUUUUGUUUAGAGAAGAAAUCUGAUAGUAAAAUUGUUGUGAAGAAAUGCAUUUGCCUUAAAGAUGAGUUGAAUUGCUUUGACGAUCCUCAGAGCCAAUGGUUCAAACUUGUUCCAACAAAUGUUGCUUAG
Benincasa hispida (wax gourd) is the source of this 1587-nucleotide messenger RNA. Lineage: Eukaryota; Viridiplantae; Streptophyta; Magnoliopsida; Cucurbitales; Cucurbitaceae. The record is from RefSeq and is a predicted model, not a curated record.